Molecule: messenger RNA, 2887 nt
Organism: Gymnodraco acuticeps
Lineage: Eukaryota; Metazoa; Chordata; Actinopteri; Perciformes; Bathydraconidae
Gene: mocos
Product: molybdenum cofactor sulfurase
Exons: 15
Coding region: 266-2776 (836 amino acids)
Biological process (GO): Mo-molybdopterin cofactor biosynthetic process
Molecular function (GO): molybdenum ion binding; pyridoxal phosphate binding; molybdenum cofactor sulfurtransferase activity
Source: RefSeq, a predicted model, not a curated record
ACCAGUUGUUACAGAAGUCUUACCAGCUGUGCUGACCUCCACAAAAAGUAAACAGUAACGUAUUCGUCUCACGUGUUAACAUGGCUGUACCUACCAGAAAGUAAGUAACGUUAGCCUCGAGCCGGUAAGCAUGAGGACUAUGAAGCUCAGCAGUUCACCGGACUUUGAAACAUGUCAAUGAGUAAAGCAGUAGCGUCUGUCGAAACGCCUGAAACCACAACAGCCCCGCGGUUUUCUCUGUAGCUCUCUAACCGAAAAGAGCUCGAUGGAUUUCCAAAAACUUUGCACUUUUAACACUUUUAAGCGGUGUUGGAGUCACUACGGUUAUGGGGAAAACUUCCAAGACGUGAUUGAGAAGGAGUUCAAACGCACUAAAGGGAUAACAUAUCUGGAUCAUGCAGCAACUACACUGUACCCAGAGUCUCUGGUCAGGGACUACUUCCAGGACAUUUCAAGGAAUGUGUAUGGAAACCCCCACAGCCAUCACCCCAGCAGUAGAUUGACACAUGACACAGUGGAGAGCGUCAGAUACAGGAUAUUGCAGCAUUUUAACACCACCCCUGAGGAGUACUCUGUGAUUUUCACUUCUGGAUGUACAGCCGCACUCAAAUUAGUUGCUGAGAGCUUUCCCUGGAGUCCGCAGUCUGAGAGCGAGGCUGGGAGUCUCUUCUGCUAUUUUACUGACAGCCACACCUCUGUAGUAGGCAUGAGAGGACUGACUUCUGCCCAGGGAGCAGUUGCCCUGCCUGUCUCCCCUCAGGAAGUGGAAAACAGGGCAAAGGAUGAGGCUCAAGGUGAAGAUGUUAUUUGCCAGACGGCACAUCUUUUCUGCUACCCAGCGCAGAGCAACUUCUCUGGGAGGAAGUAUCCCCUCAGCCAUGUGAGAGGCAUCCAGACGAAACGCCUUUACCCAGCAUGUGACCACCAAGGACGCUGGUUUGUGCUGCUCGAUGCUGCAUCUCAUGUCAGCUGCUCCCCUCUAAAUCUACAGGAGUGCCCUGCUGAUUUCAUUCCCAUCUCCUUCUAUAAGAUGUUUGGCUUCCCCACAGGUCUUGGGGCCCUUAUUGUCCGUAACAACGCAGCAGGCAUACUAAAAAAGACUUAUUUUGGAGGAGGCACAGCAGCAGCUUACCUUUCUGGGGAAGAUUAUUAUGUGCCAGCUGCAAACAUUUCUGACAGGUUUGAAGACGGGACUGUCUCUUUCUUGGACAUUAUUGCUGUCAAUCAUGGAUUUGAAGCUCUUGACAGAAUCACAGGGGGAAUGCACAACAUUCAACAGCACACGUUUGGCUUGGCACGCUACACUUACAUGCUGCUCUCAAGUGUUUGCCAUGGCAACGGGCGACCAGUGGCUCAGAUAUACGCCGAAGGCCAGUUUGAGAGUCCAAGCACACAGGGCGCAAUCCUAAACUUCAACCUCAAGGAUUCUCAUGGACAGAUAAUUGGGUAUUCUCAGGUGGACAGAAUGGCCAGUCUGUACAAUAUCCAUGUGCGAACAGGUUGCUUCUGCAACACCGGGGCCUGUCAGUCCUUCCUCGGGAUUAGCAAUGAGCAGAUAAAGAGAAACCUGCAGGCCGGCCACGUCUGCGGAGACAACCUCGACCUAGUGGAGGGCCAGCCGACCGGAUCUGUACGCGUGUCCUUUGGCUACAUGUCGACAUUUGAAGACUGUCAAAAGUUCCUGAACUUUGUCUCUGAGUGCUUUGUAGAGAAACCAGUCACAGUGGACCAAGUGAGACUAGAGAAGCUAAAAGCGGCCACAGCAGCAUCCCACGGCGUGAAUGAAGAUAUUCCAAUCAGAAUAACGAAUGGAGAAAUAUGUAAAGUAGAUGGGAAGGAGAAGAGUACAGAAGCACUGAGGGGAUUUGGACACCGAGACUCAAACAGCCAGGGGGGGGCUUAUACUCUUACCAACAUCUACAUAUAUCCUAUUAAAUCCUGUGGGGCCUUUGAGGUCCAAGACUGGCCGGUAGGACCGCUGGGUUUACGCUAUGACAGAAGCUGGAUGGUGGUGAAUGGAAACGGCGUGUGUCUGAGCCAGAAGAGGGAGCGGCGUUUAUGCCUCAUUCGCCCCGAAGUCCACCUGCCCUCAAACAAACUGCUCCUGCAGGCAUCAGGGAUGGAUACCAUUUUGGUUCCCCUGGAGAACAACACUCAAACGCACACAAACUACCGGGUGUGUCAGAGUAAAGUUUGUGGUGACAGGGUGGAGACUGUCGACUGUGGGGAUGAGGCUGCAUCAUGGCUCUCAGACUUCCUUGGGCAGCCAUGCCGCCUGAUAAGACAAAGUCCUGAUUUUACCCGAGACAUGAAGAAGAAACCUAUUGGAGCUGCCACCACCACCUCCCUCUCCCUGGUGAAUGAAGCUCAGUAUCUCAUGAUCAACCGUGCCAGUGUGGAGCUCAUUCAGAAAGUAAUGAGCAGCAGGCAGGACGACUCCGAGGGCGAUCAGCUUCUUGACACACAGAAUGUCAUUAGCCGCUUCCGAGCCAAUUUAGUCAUCGCUGGAGUAGAACCAUUUGAGGAGGAUAAUUGGCCACACUUGAUUAUUGGCAACACUAGAUUCAUGGUCACAGGUCAGUGUGGAAGGUGCCAGAUGAUUGGCGUAGACCAGGAGACUGGGGGCAGAACAAAAGAGCCGCUCAUGUCUUUGUCUGCCUAUCGCAACGGGAAGGUCACUUUUGGUGUGUACCUGACCCAUCAGCUACCAGAGGGCUCCACUGAAACAGGCAUCCUCUCUGCUGGUUCCCUGAUACAGACACAGUCCUUGAAGUAGUCAUUUCCAACUUGUUUUUAAUCUAUUUUUCCGACAUCUUUUGUCCUAAUCAGUACGUCUGCUCAUCACGUAAUAAAAAUCACCUGUCAAACACUGUGGGGAGUUUCUAUU